Messenger RNA from Salvelinus namaycush (lake trout), 6239 nucleotides. Its product is annotated as synaptopodin-2. Gene Ontology annotation, cellular component: nucleus; Z disc; actin cytoskeleton. The coding region runs from base 17 to 5524 and encodes 1835 amino acids. Gene Ontology annotation, biological process: positive regulation of actin filament bundle assembly. Lineage: Eukaryota; Metazoa; Chordata; Actinopteri; Salmoniformes; Salmonidae. The transcript has 5 exons. The record is from RefSeq and is a predicted model, not a curated record. Gene Ontology annotation, molecular function: actin binding.
GCCUGUUGCGUGUGGCAUGGGCACUGGGGAUUAUAUCUGUGUAACGGUGCGCGGAGGCGCGCCCUGGGGCUUCAGUCUCUGCCAAGGAGAGGGGGAUGCCUACCGACCUUUGCAGGUUUAUCAGGUGGAAGAGGGGGGUCGUGCGUCCCUGGCCGGGGUUUGUGAGGGGGAUGAGGUGGUGUCGCUGAAUGGAGAACCCUGCGGUGACCUUUCCCUCCCAGAAGCUAUUGCUCUCAUUGACGCCUGCGCCGACUGCCUGCAAUUACUGGUCAAAAGAUGCUGCGCACUAACCCCCGAGGCAUUUCAUUCAGAGGAGACCUACUUUGGCACAAGGGAGUCCUCUGGUGAGGCUUUGGAAAGCACCAACCUCCGCAUCCUGUCCCUUGGCAGGUCGCAACCACCCAGAGAGCUCUACAUCACUGAGUCCCAGGAUGAGGCCUACUAUGGGGAGACGGAGAGUGACACGGAGGCCGCCAGAGGGACCCAUCUGGUCCGUACCCAGCUCUGCGUGCCCGCAACUGGGGAGUGCAGCGGCCCAGAGUCCCAGUUACUCGGAGGGGACGGAGUUCGAGAAGGACCCCAGGGAGGGGCAAUGGUGGAGCUCCAGUGGUCCCUCUCUGAACACACCCUGGAUGAUCCUGUCUGCACCUCCCUGGGGAGUGCUCUUGGAAUAGAGGGGGAGAUCCAGGCGAGAGAAGCCCUCCAGAACAAGGCCCUCCUCCAUACCACCACCCACUCGCUCUACGUCUGUGGCCCAGCUAGGGAGCCCCUGAGUCAGCAUGGAGUGGUGGAGAUCACCCUGCACCAUCCCACAGCCGGAAGGGGUUCUCCAUGUCUGGUAGAGGGGGAGGGUGCCUGUGGGGCCAGUGGAAAUGUUGGUGGAGCCCCCAGGGAGGAAGGAACAGGGCAAAGCCAGGGAGCUCCUGCCUCCUUCACUGUCUCCUUCGGAAUUCCAAAAGAGGGUGCCGAGCCGGCAGAGGAGCCAGACUCAGAUUUGGAGAAGGACCUUGGGAAACCCAACAAGCACCGGGCCAGGCACGCCAGGCUCAGGCGCAGUGAGAGCCUGUCAGACAAGCAGGUGAAGGAGGCCAAGUCUAAAUGUAAGCGCAUUGCUAUUCUUCUGAACGCUGACGCUCCCAACCCCAACAACAAGGGGGUGUUGAUGUUCAAGAGGCAUCGACAGAGGGCCAAGAAGUACACACUCGUCAGCUACGGCACUGGUGAGAGCGAACCAGAGUACGACGACGACAGCGAGGAGGAGGAAGACUACGAGGAAAAAGACCCCCGAGCGAUCAGAUUUACCCUCGUAGCCACAACCAGCGAGUCAGAGCUUGACGAGGACUUCAUUACUAAUGCCCAUGGUGGAGGCAGAGUGAUAACCUGCGACUGGGACACGGGACUACUCAAGAUCGAGCGCAAGCUCAAUUCCGGAGAGGAGAUGGAGCAACUGCCCAACACUACGGGCAAGGGGGCCACGAUGUUUUCCCAGCGCCGCCAGCGCAUGGACGAGAUCGCUGCCGAACAUGAGGAGAUGAGGCGCCAGGGGAUUCCUGUGGAGGGAGUGCAGGAGGUGGAGAAGCAUGCAGCCUACCAGCAGAUGGAGGAGCGCUCGUACAUGCAGGCCACCACAGAGAGCCAGGCCUACAUGGACGUGAACGUGCACCAGAAGCAGCAGCAACAGUAUCAGCAGUUCCAAGAGCAGCAGUAUUACGAGCAGCAACAGCAGCAGCAGCAAUACCAGCAGCAGCAGCAAUACCAGCAGCAACAACAGUACGAGCAGCAGAAAUACAACCAGCAGCAGCAAUACCAGCAGCAACAAUAUCAACAACAGCAGCAGUACCACCAGCAGCAACAAAUUCAACAGUACUCGUCUAACAUGAACGGCGUCGCCAACCACCAAAGCAAUGAAAUGCAGAGUUCCAUGAGCAAUCGAACCCCCCAACUCUUCUCGGUACAAAACCAGGUGCCCGUCCCAAUUCUUCCCCCAGUGAGUGGGAACAACCAAGAAGCGAUGAGUCAGGGGGAGCAGAUUGCCUCGCGCGACGAGCGCAUUUCAACGCCGGCUAUUAAGUCUGGGAUCUUGCAGGACACAAGGAACAGAUUCAAGGGCAAGCCAAUGUUCAAUUUCAAACAGGCUCCCAAAGUGCCACCCAACCCGGAGCUUAUGAAUCUCCUCAACAGAAGUGACAAGAAGUUGGAUUUUGAGUCAGCUACGGAAGAGGACUACCUUAGCUUGGGGGCUGAGGCUUGCAACUUUCUCCAGUCACCAAGGGUCAAACAUAAGACGCCUCCACCAGUCGCUCCCAAGCCCAUCAUUAAUCCCAACUCUCCGCCUUGGUCCCCUCAGCCUGAGCUGGCCAACCAGGAGUUGCCACUGCAUGCUGAAAAUAAUGUCCCCACACCUGCUACAGCCUCUGAGCCUGAGUCCGCCCCUGCUCCAGAACUAGAUCCAACCCCUGUACCGACCCCAGAACCCUCCCCCCCUCUUGCACCCCAGGAAGUUCCUGCCAACACCCCCUCUCCAGAAAAACACACAUGUAGUCCCCCAGGGUCCCAGGCAGAGCAGCAGCCCCAGCAAGCACCAGCCUGGGGAAGAAAUGGACCUUCUCCACCUCAGCCUCAUUCACAACCCGAGCCUCAAGUGAGUUCUAAGGCUCCACCACAAACACAGGCACAACAGCAGCCACAACUGCAGCCACACGUGAGUACUUGGACACCUGCUGAUAUGAAGCCCCAGGCUCCAGCUCCAAGUCAGUCCCCACCACAGCUCCCUUGGGUGACUCCCCAACCUCCUCCUCCUCAGCCUCAAGCUCAGCCUCAGCCACCAAUGAAUUAUUGGGCUGCCCAGCCCCAAUGGGCUCAACCUCAAGAGCAAGCACAGGCCCAGCCACCAUGGGUUCAGCCUCAAGAACAAGUACAGCAACAGCCCCAGUCACCUUGGGCUCAGCCUCAAGAACAAGUUCAGCAACAGCCCCAGCCACCAUGGACUCAGCCUCAAGAACAAGCACAGGCCCAGCCACCAUGGGUUCAACCUCAAGAACAAGUCCAGCAACAGCCCCAGCCACCUUGGGCUCAGCCUCAAGAACAAGUUCAGCAACAGCCCCAGCCACCAUGGGCUCAGCCUCAAGAACAAGUUCAGCAACAGCCCCAGCCACCUUGGGUUCAGCCUCAAGAACAUGUACAGCAACAGCCCCAGCCACCAUGGGGUCAACAACCUCAGCCUCCACAACAGGCUUGGCCCCAGGCCCAGGCCCAGCCUCAGCCACCUUGGGUGUCAUCACCUCAGCCUCCAAUGAAUGCAUGGACACCACCACAGAGCCAGGCCCAGCCACCACAGCCACCUUGGGCCCAAUCAGCCCAACCCCAACCUACAGCUCAGCCCCAACCCCAUAUGAAUACAUGGGCCCAAGCACCUGCUCAGGCUCAAGCACAGCUACCCAUUAAUGCCUGGACCCCAGAUCAGAAUCAGGAUCAGCCACAGUCACAUUGGGCCCAAACAACUCCAACCCAAUCCCCAUCCCAGCAAAGCUGGCAACUGCCACCUCCACAGCAGACACCCUCACAGCCACCUAUGAAUGCAUGGGCCCCGGCUCAGGCACAGCCUCAGACACACACAAGUACCUGGGCCCCACAACCACAGCAAGCCCCAGUAAAUACCCAGACCCCGAUGGACAGAGUGGCUCAACCUUCUCCGAAACCUGGGAAUGCGCCACAAAAUGCUCCCCGUUCUAUUCCUCCGCCUCGCCCACAGCGAAUGAAUUCUUACACGCUUGGAGAAAGGUCAUCGUCACCCCUCAUCAAUCCAAUGGCCAGCGUCUUGGUACCAGUGCGAGGCAUGGGCUCAGCUUUGUCGAUGCCGGCUGUUACAGGGAAAGGAGCCGAUUUGUUCGCCAAGAGGCAGUCUCGUAUGGAGAAGUAUGUCGUGGAUUCGGACACUGUGCUGGCAGCCACUGCACAGGCAGCCCAGCAAGCCCAGGCAGCCACUGCGCAGGAAAACAAGGCAAGGUCCACAUCGCCCUCUCCCUCCGUACCUCAUUCGUGGAAAUAUUCACCCAAUUGCAGAGCUCCCCCUACAUCAAAUUACAACCCCAUACAGUCCCCGUCCUACCCACCAGGGGCCAUUAAGCAACCCCCUCCAUCUAGCCCUGCGGCCAAAGCCAAGAAAGGGAAAGGCAAACCUGCCUGCAAACCCCUUGCUGUUAUAGAUGUCAUGAAACAUCAGCCGUAUCAGCUCAAUGCCUCCCUUUUCACAUAUGGCCCAGCAGUGGAGGCUGCCGAGGCUGCCAAGGCCGCUGCACCAAAGCCUGCCCCAGCCCCUGCCCCAGUCCCUCCAAACCAAAACCAACCAAUCAGAUAUGAGAAACUUUCCCCUGUCCAGCCGGCUGGACCAAUGAAUGCUGCCUAUCCACAGCAGCCUCAGCACCCUCAGCAGCCCUAUGGGAUGCCCCCUCAACCAAACAUGCACGAUAGUCCCUACCACCAAGUCCCACCUAAUGCUUACCAGCCACCUAACAACCCCUACCAGCAAGCUCCUGCUGGCCCUUACCAACAACCAUAUAAUCCCCUUUACCAACAAGCCCCUCCAGCCCCUUAUCUACCCCAGCACCAUCCCCAGCCCCAAGCUCCAAACCCUUCCUACCAACCGACCCCCCAAGGUCCAUAUCAGCCAGCCCAUAGCCCCCCUUACCAAGCAGCACCCCAAGCCCCCUACCAGCCACUACCUCCCAGUACCUAUGUGGUCCCCAGCUUUCCGAUAGCAGCAAAGCCUGAGUCCAUCUCUGGGGGUAGCACCGCUCCAAAGCCCAGGUUCAUGGCCAAAAAGAGUUCAGCCCAGGAGUUUGGCCGGAGCUACACUCUGUUCCCACCCGUCACCAAAGCACCAUCGCUGGGCCUCCGGUCAUCGUCUGGAUCCCCCUUUCCCUCAUACAAACCCCUGGUACAGGCCUCGUCUGCUCAGGCCCCCCGGGGGAGGCAGACGUCAUGGCUGGACAGGAGUCACAAGCCUCCUUCCCCCUGGGAGGCCGCAGCCCACCACCCCAUGGGCCUGGUUGACGAGGCCUUUGCCUUCCAGAACCUCCAGCAGGCCAUCGCCUUCAACGUGCGCUCGGCUGCCCAGCGCAAGCUACUCCCUGAGCCCCCUGCCGAGUGGAAGGCUAGGGUGUCUGACGAUCCUCCCAGGAAGACUGAGGUAUGGAACCCGAACCAAAGAUGGAACAAGAGACAGAGCUGGGGUCAGAGCCAGAGUCAGAGCCAGGGUCAGAGCCAGGGUCAGAACCAGGAUCAGAGUCGGAGUUACAGCAGAGUUAUUCCUCCGAUCCUGUCCCCGACCAAGAGCAUAGCCUCGGUCCCCGCCGGUCCGACUGGCUACAGGUCCCUGCCCAGACAGUGGCAGCCACAGAGGUCCCUGACUGAGACCAACAUCGGGCCCUCUGGGGCUAUUCAUGGGUACGGAAGGCCCCCUGGGGGCCAGCAGCAGCCGAGCUACAGAUCUGUGUACCACACUAACUGGAGCUGGAGACGCUAGAGGCGACAAACAUGAUGGUUACUUCAUAACAAGACCAAAAAGUAACUCCAGAAUAUUCAGAUGAAGCUGGUAAUUGUGGCCAUAUAUAUCACCAUUAAAUAAAACUUGGGACAAUGGGAUAACAUAUUGAUUGAGGAGAGUGAGGGGCUAGUUAUUAAGUUUGUGAUGUGGACAGGAGAGAGUUUAAGAGGGAGGUCUGUUUUAGAUCUGCUUAUUCGGUUUCACUGAGAAUACUGCUAGGAGUAUACAGAUGAUGACAUUACCGCACCAGAAUUUAGUUGAGAGAGACAGACUGUUGCAUUGCAUUCAAGUACGCAUAAAUGCCAGACAGAUUAAGCCAGUAAAUGUUUUGGUAUUGGGGACACUGUCAAUGAUGGUUCUAUUUUAGCAAAUGGGCCACUAUUGAGUUUAACUUUAUCAAGUUUUCAUUGGACAGAAAUCAAUGAGUGAUUGACGGUGCAAUUCCACCCUUCUUUUUGCUUCAGAGGCUUUCAUUUCAUCCAACACUGAGGCGAUAGUGGCAUUCAAAGUAAGUGAAAUCAAUAGUAUUUCUUUGGAGGACGUAAUGGGCAUAAAGUAUGUUGUAAGGCAGAAUGUGUAAUUGCAUGUAUAAAAAUGAACGGAUAGGAGUAAUGAAUGGACAGGUACACUGAACAAAAAUAUAAACGCAACAUGUGAAGUGUUGGUUCCAUGUUUAAUGAGCUGAAAUAAAAGA